GUGAGGGACUCCCACAAGUGUCCCUCACUGGGACACAUGUGUCCCCAGUCACUACCCACAGUGUUAUGCGCAUAACAGAAUCCUGUUCUCCACCAGACCCAACCUCUUCGAUGGCCGGCUUCUUCGACGACAGCCGGCUUCUUCUGGGCCUCCUCUGCUUCUAGAUCCACCGGAACCCUAAAAUCCCUAGCGAUGCGCCUCGGGUCGCCGCAACGAGAAAACCCGGCCCCGCCGUUGCGCCUGUAUCCGGACCCAACCCGUUGUCCGGCCGGCUUCUCCUCUGUCGACCUUGGCUUCCUCGACGACCGGCUUUUUUCUCCUCUGCGGCUCUGCUUCUAGAUCCUCCGGCGCCGAACACAAAAGGGGAACAGGGAAGAGGAUAGGAAAGAGAUGAAGGAAGUUGGAACCGUGAAAAUGGAAUAAAAACAGAAAAAUAAUAAAGAGACGAGGCUCUCUGAAGAGCACUUGUAGUGAACUCGUCAAAGUGAGGAAAUCUUCAAAAUCAGCUGAGUUUCAUCAAAAUCGUGUCUGCAACGAACUCGUCUCUGCUACAGGAAAUUUGGUGAGUGCUGAAAUGGCUCGUCUGUUCUGCUGAGCCAACUUCCUCUCGUCUCUUCUUAUUUUCCAUUUGUUUAUUACCCUUCCCGCGUUCUCGAUCUCCUGAAGCGAAAAUUGGAGCUCCUUCGCACCUUUUCUCACAAAUCACCUCUGCAAGCUUUUGAAUCCCAGCAGGAGAGAGUUUGUUGCGGAGGUGUUUUUGAGGUUUCUCGUCUGAUUUUGGUGAUUUCGUCUCUUUGACGACUUCACUACAAAUGCUCCUAAGAACUCGUCAAUCCACUCGAUUUUGAUUAUGUACUUGUGUUCCCUUUAGUUUAUUACGCCUUGUGAUAUUUCCAAAGCUGCAACAACUCUGCAUGGGUACUUUUUUGGGAAGUAGAUUUAUGAUAAUAUGGCAUCAGCUAUGGAAUUUCAUUAAUACGUUUAGCCCCAAGGACUGUAUAACAUUAAGACUUACGCUUACUAAUUAAGCUGAAAAAAUGGUCCUGGCUUCUUCUCUAAAAGUGGUUCUAGGCUCACUUGCUUUUGCAAUCUUCUGGGUAUUGGCGGUCUUCCCAGCCGUUCCUUUUCUACCAAUUGGGAGGACUGCUGGGUCCCUCUUGGGGGCUAUGUUAAUGGUCGUAUUCCGAGUUCUAACUCCAGAUCAAGCAUAUGCUGCAAUUAAUCUACCAAUCCUUGGUCUUCUCUUUGGGACAAUGGUUGUCAGUGUCUAUCUAGAAAAGGCAGAUAUGUUCAAGUACUUGGGAAAUCUUCUCUCGUGGAAGAGUAAAGGAGCAAAGGACUUACUUUGUCGAAUCUGCCUGAUUUCCGCCCUUUUAAGUGCUCUUUUUACUAAUGAUACCUCUUGUGUAGUAUUAACUGAAUUUGUCUUAAAAGUUGCAAGGCAACAUAACCUCCCGCCUCAACCUUUCCUUCUUGCCCUGGCCUCUAGUGCAAAUAUUGGGUCUUCAGCAACUCCAAUUGGCAACCCCCAAAAUUUGGUUAUAGCUGUUCAGAGUAAGAUAUCUUUUGGGAGUUUUCUCAGUGGAAUUAUCCCUGCAAUGCUAAUAGGAGUGGUUGUCAAUGCUCUAAUUCUACUGUGCAUGUAUUGGAGGUUGUUAUCAAUUCAAAAGGAUGAGACAGAUGCAGAUGUAGAUGUUGUUGCAAAGGAGGAUGUGGAUUCUCAUCGCUUUUCACCAGCCAUGAUGUCACAUAUUACAUCCUUGAAUUCUCAAGAGUGGAACUCUAGAUUGGAAACUAUAAAUGUGCAAGUCUCUUCCAACUUGAGUGGGAACAUGGGUCAUGUUGAGACCAUUAGAAACCGGUUAGGUUCAAGUGAGAAUGAAAUCCAUAGGGUCCCUAGUGACACGAUAGAUUCUGCAAGAAAUUCUAAUGCAUCAAAAGAGCUGGAAAAAAGCGUGUCUUCUCCAAAAAGGGAGGAGAUCAUUCCUUCAAAGACUGUUAGAUCAAUGGAUAGACUAAGAGACGCACUUUCUGUAGAGUCUUCAGAACAAAAGGAAGAUUUGACCAUUAGAUGGAAAAUGAUGUUGUGGAAGUCAUGUGUUUACCUUAUUACUAUAGGAAUGUUGAUUGCUUUGCUUAUGGGGCUGAAUAUGUCAUGGACUACAAUUACUGCUGCACUUGCUCUUGUGGUUCUUGAUUUCAAGGAUGCUAGGCCUUGCCUUGAAAAGGUCUCCUAUUCACUUUUGAUUUUCUUUUGCGGAAUGUUUAUCUCGGUCGAUGGCUUUAACAAAACUGGAAUUCCAAGUACUCUAUGGGACUUCAUGGCGCCUUAUGCACAGAUUGAUCAUGCUAGCGGGAUAGCAGUUCUUGCCAUUGUCAUUCUUGUCAUGUCAAAUUUGGCUUCAAACGUACCAACUGUUCUGUUGCUGGGAGGACAAGUGGCUGCAUCGGCAGCUGCAAUUUCUGCAGCUGAUGAGAAGAAGGCAUGGCUCAUCUUAGCUUGGGUCAGCACGGUAGCUGGAAAUCUCUCAUUGUUGGGAUCAGCUGCCAACUUAAUAGUGUGUGAGCAGGCUCGCAAAACUCCACGUCUUGGGUAUACCUUAUCUUUUUGGAGCCAUCUCAAAUUUGGAGUCCCCUCGACUCUUAUAGUCACUGCUAUUGGUUUGGUACUUAUAAGAUAAUAUGAGUUCAUUUGACAAAGCCUUUUAGAGAGUGUAUUUUGCUUUUUAGUUGUAAUGUGACAUAAAAAUAAAAGUAGUUUUAAAUAUUUUGGGUUAUUUGUUAA
Molecule: messenger RNA, 2785 nt
Organism: Alnus glutinosa
Lineage: Eukaryota; Viridiplantae; Streptophyta; Magnoliopsida; Fagales; Betulaceae
Product: silicon efflux transporter LSI2-like
Exons: 5
Coding region: 1038-2681 (547 amino acids)
Biological process (GO): transmembrane transport; arsenite transport
Cellular component (GO): membrane
Molecular function (GO): arsenite transmembrane transporter activity
Source: RefSeq, a predicted model, not a curated record